Messenger RNA from Amphimedon queenslandica, 2257 nucleotides. Its product is annotated as protein SMG9-like. Lineage: Eukaryota; Metazoa; Porifera; Demospongiae; Haplosclerida; Niphatidae. The record is from RefSeq and is a predicted model, not a curated record. Gene Ontology annotation, biological process: nuclear-transcribed mRNA catabolic process, nonsense-mediated decay. Bases 17 to 1783 code for a protein of 588 amino acids. The transcript has 16 exons.
GGUCGAACCCAAAAAUAUGGAGUUGGGUCGAGGAGGAGAUGGUGGAAGAGGAGGCCCAGUAAUGCUGGCUACCAGAGGAGGAGGAGGCGGUGGAGGGGGAGACAGAGGGGACAGGGGGAGGCAAAGACCUAACACAAGACGCCGUGGUCCUACUGGAGACUCUAGGCCACGCCCUCAGUACAACAAUAGACCAAGGGGAGAUUAUACAGUUCAAGGUCCAAUGAGGAUAUUAACAAAACCCAAUGAUAGACAUCCAGUUAUGCCUGGAUCAGUUUCCAUAAUGCAGAGAGACUCCUCGUCAACAGGAGGGAGCGAGACUCCAAGUUCUCCUCACAUACAAAGUCCCGAACUGAACCCGCCCCCCGGGGGUAUUAUCCAGCCGCCUUCCGGUCAUCCGUCUCAUUUUUCUUCUACAAAUCAUUUUGGGUCCUCAAUGAAUCAUGAAGGAGGAGGUGGGAUCAAGAAGCCGAUGUCUAGAAGGCCGCCUGACGGAGUCAGCAGUAGUCCCAGUAACUAUACACCAUUGCAACCUUCGGGGAGACCAGGAAGGCUUGACAGGGAUGCUGUUGGUGGUAUGGGCACUGGUUUUAACAGAGUUGAGUCCGCAGGGUUUCUUAGCACAGUACCCAACGACACAGUGACUGUCAAACUAGCUGAUAAGUCUUUAUGCUGGGAGGACAGAGGCUCUGAGUAUUUAAUGGAUCAAUCAGAUUUCCUAGUGGUUGGUUCCCUAGGUAGACAAGGAGUUGGUAAGUCCACCAUUAUGUCAAUGCUCGCUGGAACUAGGACUGGAUCAGGAAGACCUUAUCUUUUUAAAACACAACCUAAAGAUGUACAGGAGAGUGGUGGAUAUACUACAGCUGGCAUUGACAUGGCUGUGACCAGCGAACGAAUACUGUUAUUGGACACACAGCCUAUACUCAGUAAUGCUCUGCUUGAGGACCAUAAGUCAGAGGGUAUAGUCCCUGCUAGUCUCUCUCCUGAUAGCUACUUGGACGUUCUUUCUCUCCAAAUGGCCAUUUUUCUUUUCACCGUCUGCCACGUUGUCAUAAUAACAAUGGAGUCCGGCGACGUUGAUGUCAUAUUUAGGUUUUUGUGGACUGCCGAGAAACUGAAGUCGACUUGUUGCAAGAGUCCUGAUCAACAAGACAUGAGUGAUGGAGCCACUCCUGAAUAUUUUCCUCAACUUGUAUUUGUUCUCAAUCAUGCUACUCCUGACGACUAUCAACCAGCUGCUCUUAAAGAGCUCCACUCACUGCUGGCUGAGAAUUUCUUUGGAGCUAAAGUCACCAUCGCAGGAGGCAUGUCUCUAGCUCGCUCUGGUCUUGUACCGGUUGGUAAGUUGAUUCCCCCCGAGCACAAGGACUGGAGUGGGACAGUAAAACCAGGAGCGCCUCAAGAGGAAUGCAACAUUAAUCUUCAUCUCUUGCCGACUAACAUAAACCCUCAGGAUAACUUUGGAUCUCAUUGUGUCAAGAGAACUGACAGAGAGGAUGCUGGUCUUAAUCCAAUUCUGAGUCUCAUUAGGCCCAUGUAUCAAGGUCAUCCCAGUUUCCAGUUAUUAGCCGAAACUCUCCGAAACCAAAUAUUUAUGAUGCCACGCCCUUCACUCCGCCCAUCUCAUGGCUCUACGAUAGCCCAACAGCCACAGCCGCCACAACCAAUGUUUGAGAGAGACUGGUACGAUUAUGCUCGGAGGUCUCUGGCUGCCAUUAAGAAAUCAAAUGUUGCCCACGAACACAAGAAGCUUUUGCGUGACUUGCAACUCCAGCAGCAAAGAUAAGUCACGAAGUACACCAACCAUUCAGAACUAUUACUAACAACGAGAGAAUAGGGAACAACUCUAAUUAAUUAAAGGAGGUGGAGCUUUUGAGGGGAAAGGAGGUAGGAAAGGGAAAAGAUUGUUUCAGUGUGUGUUACUAUAAAUAGCUGGAGGUGUGAGGGGGUGGGGUCGCCCCGCCCCCUCCUUUAAUCAAUCAAAUGCUCAUAUGCCUUUGUCUUUCUCUCUCUCCAAUUUUUCUGAUUAAAAAUUAUUUUCUACACACUAUAAAACUUACUGGAUGUAUACAUUAUUGUUUUUUGUCUUUACAAAACGUGUUUAUACAUUAUUAUUAUUAUCAUUGUUAUUUUUAGUUUUGUUGGUUUGUUACACAGUGCAAUUGUGUGAUUUCUUUAUCUCUGGUGUAUUAAAUAAUCAUUUAACAACUUUAAUUUAUAUCAUUAUUAUUUUUUCAACAUAUUCUUUACUACAAAAAAA